Molecule: messenger RNA, 482 nt
Organism: Porites lobata
Lineage: Eukaryota; Metazoa; Cnidaria; Anthozoa; Scleractinia; Poritidae
Source: the annotation of a GenBank genome assembly
AUGCUUGAGCUGAUGGGUUUAGAUGAUGAGAAAGAAGACAUAACUGACCAAGGAGCCAGAGACCGUGACACCGAAAAGAAGCAAGCAAACAAGGACUAUGUAGAGAAAAGGUUCCAUACAAGAGCGCAAGGCGUGCGAGAGGGAGACUGGGUUCUGUUGGAGCAGAAGAGACAAAACAAGUCAUCGUCAUCGUGUGAGAAGGAGCCAUAUGAGCUGAUGGCUCGGUACGGAGAUCAAGUUGUUUUGAGGUCGUCAAACGGAGGGGAGUACAGGAAAAAUAUGCACCAUAGUAAAGCCUUUAAUAUUCCAGACCAUGAAAGGGCGGCGUCAAAGUCAGAGCUCUGAUCUGCGUCUGCAACAGCUGCGUCUGCAUCAGCUAUACAGGCUACGGCACCAACGCCGGGGACACCUAUUACAACAACAGCACCAACAGAGAUUCCAAGGAUGUCUUUACCACCAGCAGCAGUGGAAAUACCCCGUAA